AUGACAGACGCUCUCACGCCUCUGCGGUUCCUGAUACCGUUCAUUCUGCUCGCCACCCCGGCAGCCGUAGUAAAAGAUGUCGUAGGCUUUCUCGUCGGAGACCUCCAGGCUGUCGGGCUUCAACAGCGAGGCUCGGCGUCAUGGCAAGUGCCGGGGAGCGCAGCUUCCUUCGAGAGGGGCUCGGCUUCAAGGUUCCGUCCAUCGUCGCCCCUACUUUGCAAAGUCGUUUCUGUUAGCCAGGUGACUCACGACAGCUCAACUCUCGGUGUCUCGGACGCCCCGCAUGUUUUCUCAGUUGUGCUGGACCAUGGGCAGCAACUGCAGUUCGUGGAGGGGCAAUCCAUUGGCAUCAAACCGCCAGCUCCGCCAGGCGCCCAUGUAUCGCAGAACGAAGGUAAUACUACUACAGGAUCAGAAGUGUCGGAGGGAGAGCACACACCGUCCGCGCAGUACAGCUCAGGAUCGCCGGUUCCCGGCGCACCGAGCGUCGCCAAACGCUAUGCACACCCGCGCAUCUACAGCAUCGCCUCGAGCCGGCACGGUGACGACGGGUUUGGUCGUACGCUAACCCUCUGCGUCAAGAAACAUGUUUACGCGGAUCCGUCGACCGGCAGGAGGGAUGCGCAGAAAGACGGCAUCUGCUCCACGUUCCUUUGCAACGUCAAAUGUGGAGACAUGGUUGAAGUGACAGGCCCCAUGGGAAAGGCCUUGCUGCUUCCCUCGCAAGCAGAAACCCCUCUUGUGAUGCUGGCGACUGGCACAGGCGUUGCGCCAUUUCGCGGUCACCUUCAGGCUUUAGGCAGAGGCCAAAGAAACCGCGAUGCCCUCGGCGAGGGCUCUGAGGCAGCGUGCCCGAAGCACCCGAAAGUUCUUCUUUUCAUCGGCGCCAGAACAGCCGAGACCGUGCCGUACCUGGAGGAAUGGAAGGGUCUCGAGGCACAGAGAGGUGGAGACGUGGAAGUCCACUUUGCUCUCUCAAGGCAAAUGCAGAAUGCGCGCGGCGGCCGUCUGUACAUACAAGACGUCGUAUGGCAAGAACGUGAAAAAGUGUGGAAGGCACUGAAACUCGACGGCGGCCACUUUUACGCGUGUGGUUUGAAGGGCAUGAUGACAGGCAUUCAAGAAGUUUUAGAAGAAAUGGCAGAGGAGAAAGGGUUCUCCAGGGACCAUCUAAUUAAAUUGCUCAAGCAGCAACGCCGAUGGCACGUCGAGGUCUACUAA
Besnoitia besnoiti is the source of this 1221-nucleotide messenger RNA. RefSeq names its product ferredoxin NADP+ oxidoreductase FNR. The record is from RefSeq and is a predicted model, not a curated record. Gene Ontology annotation, molecular function: oxidoreductase activity. The transcript has 6 exons. Bases 1 to 1221 code for a protein of 406 amino acids. Lineage: Eukaryota; Apicomplexa; Conoidasida; Eucoccidiorida; Sarcocystidae.